Molecule: messenger RNA, 1784 nt
Organism: Protobothrops mucrosquamatus (brown spotted pit viper)
Lineage: Eukaryota; Metazoa; Chordata; Lepidosauria; Squamata; Viperidae
Product: mas-related G-protein coupled receptor member H-like
Exons: 1
Coding region: 885-1784 (299 amino acids)
Biological process (GO): G protein-coupled receptor signaling pathway
Cellular component (GO): membrane
Molecular function (GO): G protein-coupled receptor activity
Source: RefSeq, a predicted model, not a curated record
CCUUGUUUUCAGGUCCCCAUUCUCGUCUAAGAUAUCUUUCUAUGUAAUUACUCUUCCUAAAUUUAUGAAUUUGGGGUGCAUGAAUAUCUCUAAUAUGGAUAGCCAAUUGGGAAUUUUUAUAUAAUUAUUUUUUUUUUAAUUUUUAUCCACAUGUCUAAUAGUGCCCAUCUAAUAUGGUGAUUCUGAAAGUACUGAUGAGCCUUAUAUUUCCCGUCCCACAUUAUAGCAUGCCACCCUAUUUGCAUGUCAUGGUCUUCUAAUGCCAGUAGUCUUCUGUUCCUUAAGUGUAUCCAAUCCUUUAUCCAUACCGAUAUUGCUGCUUGAUAAUAUUUUUCCCAAUUUGGGAGGCCGAGCCCUCCUCUUUCCUUUGCAUCCUAUAAUAAUUUUAAUUUAAUUCUCGCUUUUCUUCAUUUGUUAUUGUAAGACAGUUUGGUCUCUACACUAUUCAGUAAGUCUUCCUGGUAUGUUAUUACUACGUUUUGUCACAGAGAACCAAAAUCCAUUUAUUGAGUCCUUUCCAAGGACCUGGGAUAGCAGAUAUUGAUGUUUGAUGGUGCUAAAGGUAUUGUCGUAGGAUAUAAGCUGUUGUGAGUCAAGCUUCCUUUUGCAAUUGAGAGAUUGCGAAUUUGUCAAUGCCAAUGUCAUUGAAGUGGUGUUCCAGUUAUUUUGGAAUUGCACUAAGGCAACUAUUGCUAUUAUCAUUAGCAGAAGUCAAAAGGUUGGCUCAGCCUGUACACAAAAGUGUUUAGAUAUGAGGAUAUGACAAUUAUUGAUGAAUUAUUUAAUCCAAUCUGCUUUUUUUCCAAACAGAACUAUCCACUCUAAAGGAAGAGAUUAUUGAAGCAUUACAAAAGCAUCUCUUGAUGAAUUUCAGCCUGGCAAACAUGGAUGCUACAGCAGAUUAUUUGGACUAUAAUUAUAGCAGAAUUUUCCAUGAAGACCAAACUAUAUCCAACUAUUUUAAAAAUAUCAUUGUGUCUAUCGUAUUGAUCAUAUCCUGUAUUGGAGUCCCAUUAAAUGGAAUUGUUAUCAGGCUGCUUGGCUUCCAAAUUAAGAGAAACCCUUUCACAGUAUUGAUUCUUAAUUUAGCUAUUGCCGACUUUGGGUUUCUCAUCUUUAUGACUAUAUCUUGUAUUGACAUUUUUAUAGGUUUUAUACAGCCAAGAAUUUCCCAGAAAAUCUUCUUUUCUCUCUCCGAUGUCACAUAUAUCAACGGUCUGUUUCUUCUGACGGCCAUCAGCAUUGACCGGUGUGUGUCUGUCUUUUUCCCAAUCUGGCAUCGCUGUUCCCGGCCAAAAUAUUUGUCCCGUGCUGUCUGUGCUCUCCUCUGGACCUUCUCUUUCCUCCUGGUUGGAAUUAGCAUCAAUCUUAAUAAUUUAAUUCUUUCUUACACCCCCUAUGAACUCCACUUGGUCGUGACUGCUGUGCUUUGCCUUCCGUUGAUCACAACCUCUACUGUGAUCCUAUUCAUCAAAAUAUGUCUUAAAUCAAAACAGCUCAAACGUGGAAGAAUCUUAGUGAUGAUCUUAAUUACUCUUCUCUGUUUUCUUAUUCUUACACUCCCAUUAUAUAUCUAUGUGUUCGUUAUUUAUUUUAUUCAGAAGAUUCAUUUGAUUCAUUUUACUGAAUUAGAUUUCUGCUUCAGUCUGUGUGCUUCUCUAAACAGCAGCGUUAACCCAGUGAUCUAUUUUCUGGUGGGGAGAAAGAAAAGAGCUGGCUCUAGGGAGAGCGUCAAGGUCAUUUUUCAAAGAGUCUUCAGGGCAGACGAAGCUCCUGAAAUCUGA